Molecule: messenger RNA, 1374 nt
Organism: Lactuca saligna
Lineage: Eukaryota; Viridiplantae; Streptophyta; Magnoliopsida; Asterales; Asteraceae
Source: the annotation of a GenBank genome assembly
AUGGCAGCUCCGGUGGCCGAAGAAUCCAAUUUUCCCCUACAAAAUUCCGAUCUCCACCUGCAUAAGAGCAUUUAUGAUUCUGAUGAACACGAUUUCACUAUCUCCCAAUUGGCUGAAACUAAAACCUCUCUCCCUAACACUCCGCCUCCUCCCUCCUCAACUUCUUUAUUGGGCAAACGAAGAAAGUUUAAGCCGGUCAGAUAUGGCGUUUCUACAGGUGAAAUCAAUGCGGAAAAGAUACAUCCAAAACCUAAUAUCGUAAUCACCGAUCCUUCCAGUAAUUGUUCGAGCUCCUCAAAAUGCUCUAAAUCUCCUGUUGAAAUCACUCCUGCGAUGAUUCUAGCUGAAGAGAUUCAGUCAACCCUAGGAAGCGAACAUCCCAGCUGUAUAAAAUUGAUGGGGAAAGCACAUGUUGGUUCUGGUUAUUGGAUGAGCUUUCCACAGCCAUUCAGCAAGCUGUUUUUACCAAAAACAGACAGUGAUAUGAUCAUUGAAGAUGAAAAGAAGAAGCUACAUCAUAUCAAAUUCAUUGCUCACAAGAAUGGACUUAGUGCAGGGUGGAAAAAGUUUGCAAGUAGACAUAAUUUGCUUGAAGGGGAUGUUUUAAUCUUCCAGUUAAUCGAACAAUUUAAAUUUAAGGUUUAUAUAAUUAGGGCGAAUGAUAUGAACAAAGAAGAUGGUGGUCUUAGCCUUUUGGAGUUGGAGGCACAAACAGAAAACACAAUUCCAGAAACGGAUACAACAUUUACCACAACAAAGAAAAUCAAGCGUCAGAGAUCACCAACUCCACCACUAAACGACACCGAAGAGGUUGAGUCAGAAGUUCUAGAAGGUUCUAGACCCUCAAAACCAAACAUUCCAUCUACCUUCCAAGAUUUCCACAUCAUGGUCAAAGGUCAAUGCAUUGACUCGGAGCUUCCGGAAGAUGUAAGAAUGAGCUACCACAAUCUAUGUAACAGCCGUAAAGAGUUGCUUCAUGAUUGUCUUUCGGAAGAUUUGUAUGACAAGUUGGUAGUGGGGAUGAUUGGGGAAACUGUAAAAAUUGCAAACAAGAUCAAGAAGUGCAAGGUCACAGUAACUAAGGAGGAAUUCGGUGUAUGGGAUAAUUCCUUGAAAUCGUUUGAAUUUUUGGGGAUGAAAGUUGGGUUUUUACGGGAGAGAAUAUGUAGACUUUCAAGAUUUGUGUUGGAAGCGGAAGGUAGGUUUGAUUUUGAAAAGUAUAAUGAAGCGAAGAUUGAAAAGAAAAGAAUUGAAGAUGAGAUUGUGGGGUUGAAGGAGAGAUGUGGAAAGUUGGAUGUGAUUGUGGGUGGUUUAAAAGAGAAGGUUGGGAGGCAUGAGGUGAAGUUUCAAGAAGAGGUUAAUGCACCAUGGUAG